GGGAGGAGAGCUGAGGGAAGGCAGUGUUCGGGAGUCAGAUCUCUCUCGUAGCUUUUCCAGAGUAGAGGGAGAGCCCCCGGAGAAGAGCCUGUUUGCAGUGGGAGUCUUUGCGGCAGCGUUUUAGCAGGAGGAUGAGAGGCGGGAAUUUGCAGCGUCGUGCCAGGCCCCAGGCGCGGAAGAGGGGGAGAGCCGGGCCAGCGGACGCGUGAGCAGAGCUCCCGGCUGGAAUGCACCAGCUCAGCACGGGAUUGUCCUUCCUGGGCCAGGCGGGCGCCGCGCCGUGAGCCCGGAGCCCGGGACGACCGCCUGGGCCAUGGCAGCAGCAGACACCCCCUCGGCCACCACCCUCCGGCGCCGCGACUUGUGCAGCCGCGGCAUCCGCCUGGCCAGGAAGAUGCGUUCGGACGUUGCCGACCUCCUGGACAUCUACGUGGAACGGCAGGGCUUGGACGCCUCGGUCAGCGUGGCGGCGGUGGAGGGGGUGCCGGCGGCGGCAGCGGAGCACUGGAGCGAGCAGACGGGGACCCAGCGGCUCCUGGACAACCUGGUGGCGUACCGGGCCUUCCGCACGCUGCUGGCCCAGAUGCUGGAGGAGCAGCGGGAGCAGCUGGGCGACGCCGACGCCGCGCUGGGCCGGGCGCUGGCGGCCGUCCUGCUGCAAGUCUCGGCCUUCGCCUACCACCUCGAGGAGCUGCUGGAGCUGGAGAGCCGCGGGCCCCCCGGCGACGAAGGGGAUGGGCCCCCUGCGCCCCCUCGCCUCAGCCUCUUCGAGCAGAAGCUGCGGGGCCUGGGGGUGCUGCGGGAGCUGGCCCAGUGGGCCGUGAGGUCCGUGAGGGACCUGCGGCAGCUCGCCCGGCCCGGCCCCGGUGCCGGCUCAGCCCCUGGCCUGGCCGAGGGCCAGUGAUGGCCGCAUGGGGUGCAGGGAGCCUGGGUCUGGUUAGGGUUUAGCCGGGGGGGGUCCAUCCAGCAGGACUCCUUUCCCACCCCUGCCGAGGGCUGCUCACAGUCACAGGGGAUUUUGGGGUGGGGGGCGGACGGGGGAGAGCACGCCACUAAACCCCAGAGCCCCCACGCUUUUGGUGCCGUUCCCUGGGGGCUCCUUUUCCCAGCUAGGGAAGCAGAGGCACGGGGAGGGAAGCCCUGGAAGGACAAGGCUCGGGAUGAGUCUGGCUCUGCGUGCCAGGGGUUUGCAGGUCCCAGAGGCUGGGGUCCUUCAUGAGCAAGGACAGGGCUAGCCUGUGCCGUGAAACUUGCUUGGUUGCUGCCUCUUUUCAUGGCUUGACGCUGCUUCACGAGGAGGGGAGCUGUGGUGGGGCUCUUGUAGAGGCAAGGCAGGAGCAAAGGGAUGUGAAAAUAGCACCUGGUGAAAGGAAUUGUGCCCCAUUUGCAAAACCCAAGGCUUUGCCUCCUUCAGGUGGUUCCUUUUCCUUCCCCGCCAGCUGCUCCUGCCCAAUUUGUGUUCUCUGUGCGUUGAAUUUCUGCACUAACUGCUUGGGGGCUCGUUCGGGAGGGGUCGGUGGGGGGUUUGAGCAGGGGGGCAUUUCUCAGCUGCUCCGACAAUACAGCAGAGAGGAUCUGUUAACCGAAGGCUGACUUGGAAGACCCUCCACAAGGAUGUUGGUGCCUCCAGGCCACAAUUAGGACUGGAGAUGGCUUGGAGAAACUAACAGCCCCAACCUGCAUCUCAUACCCUGCGAAGGGAGCAGCCGUGAGGCUUCUCGGCUGCCCUGGCCGUUGUUUUUGUUUUUGUUUUUGUUUUUUCCUUUAUGGCUAUGAUGGCUGCUGGCUGCUGAGUGAAUAAAGUGCCUGGGAGAUC
This is a messenger RNA of Cygnus olor (mute swan), 1816 nucleotides long. RefSeq names its product ciliary neurotrophic factor (gene CNTF). Bases 314 to 904 code for a protein of 196 amino acids. The transcript has 3 exons. The record is from RefSeq and is a predicted model, not a curated record. Gene Ontology annotation, biological process: astrocyte activation; negative regulation of neuron apoptotic process; positive regulation of axon regeneration. Lineage: Eukaryota; Metazoa; Chordata; Aves; Anseriformes; Anatidae. Gene Ontology annotation, molecular function: ciliary neurotrophic factor receptor binding; cytokine activity; growth factor activity. Gene Ontology annotation, cellular component: axon.